This is a messenger RNA of Cebus imitator (Panamanian white-faced capuchin), 3454 nucleotides long. RefSeq lists its product as uncharacterized. The record is from RefSeq and is a predicted model, not a curated record. The transcript has a single exon. NCBI's taxonomy places the organism in Eukaryota, Metazoa, Chordata, Mammalia, Primates, Cebidae. Bases 416 to 1747 code for a protein of 443 amino acids.
ACCCGGGUAAGUGCCCCGCGCGGUGCCCGCCCCCUUCCUGUCUUCCCGGGAAGAUCCAUUCGGCAGGGUCCUUCUGCGCACUCGCGGCCGGGGCUCAGCUCUUCUCCUUCGGCUGGCCACAGGGGCCCGGGCGGACUCAACGCCCAGAGCGGGGUAACUCCUGGCCUUGGAGCCAAGGCCAAUCCGGCGGCGGAGAGGGGCGCGCGGGUCGGCUGCGUUUUCCCCGGAGCGCCUGGCCUUCGUGAGCCGAAAGCGGGUGCCGUAACCGGAGCCACUGGGGGCGAUUCCAAUUCCCGGGGGCCCCGGCGGCACGAGCCUGGGCUGGAGUUUUCAAAAUCUGGGCAAGAAAAGAACAAACCGGCCCCCGCACCCCGUGAGACACCCGCUCUCAGAGCUCGAAUCUUUUUCUUGGCAAAUGCCCCUGUUGGCGCCCGUGGGCCCUGGGUUCUGUUCUCAGCUCUACCACCCGUGCCGAACCGGAUCCCUGGCAGCUCCCGGGCGCCGGGGGAUGCAGGAGGACGGUGACCCCAACCCUGGGACCCUGGUUUCGGGGCGGGUGGGUUGCCCCUUUCUUCCCUGGGAGAACAGCAGCCCUGGGAACCUGUACCCUGGUAGGAGGGCGGUGACCUCGGUCCUCGGGUACCCCUUGUUCUCUGGCGGGAAAGAGGGUGCGGAGGCGCGGCAUGGACGCCGAAACGGGGCCACCGUGGUCCCGAACCCAGGGGGAAGGGAGAGAGUGGGUCGGGCCAGGCCCGGGCGGCGGAGGGGAAACCCUGUGUCUCACAUGGAGUCGUGGGAGAAGGUGGCCAAGAAGGCCCUGUGGCGUCCGCCAUUUCCCGAGAGGGGCUGCCUGGGCGCGGUGGGGACGUUUCCCGGGCGGGCGCCGCACCGGGGCGGGAGACUCUUGCUCCGAUCUGUCCGUGGUCGCUGCAGCCGGGCGGGGCAAGAGGAGACUCGGGGACCUUCAGACCUGCCCAGCAGCCGCCCCAGGACACCCGGUCCCCUCCUCCUCAGGCUGCCCCUGGCUUUUGUGCUGGGCGUCCCGUCUCGACUUGAAAAAUCCAUCUCCCCAUCUCCCCUUCUCCCAAUUGCAAUUUCGGGUUUUUGUGAAUUCAGAGGAGCCCCCCCCCCCCCCACAGCCACACUCCCCUUCUCCUUGAGGGUCUUGCAGGAGACACCCUCAGCCCGGAGCUGGUGCUUCGGCCUUGCCCCGCCCGCUUGGCGGAGCUCACGGAUUUUGCCUCUCUUUGAUUUUUCUCCUGGAACUUUUCAGGAACUGCAGUCCCGGGGGCUUGGAGGGACAAAGGGCCUUUGUGAGGCACCACGCGGGGGAGGGGCGCGCCCCGGGGCCUGGAGCGUGGAGAUCCCCGCCGGCCGCGGACUGGGGCAAGAGAACCAGGUCUUGGCCCCGGGACCUGCUUGUUGUGCUCCUCCGGAGCUAGGGGCUCGAGGGAGGGGUGCGGGGGACCCCCGAGGAAGAAGUUGGAGGCGGCCCUGGGUUAGAGUGUGUCCGAGCUGUCCCUUUUUGCGCUUCCCACAAGUCCACCGUGAUGUGUGUGUGCGCACGUGUGUCUGGGUCAUUUGGUGCAGCCCAGGGUGGUGGUGGCGGGCCCCUCAAGCCUGGGAAUCGGAGCCUGGGUCUCCCUGGCUGGCUGAGCCUGUGCUUGGGUUUUGCGAGGCUGGGAAGGGGCGUCGUGCACUCCCUGUCUGGGAUCUGGCUCCGGCCUGGCAAGGCAAAGUGCCCUAAUGUGAAGCGGUGUAAACAGCCACUACUCAUGCAAGCCUGCACCGUGCCAGGGCCGCGCCUAAUCUGACGCAGCAGUCAGACGGCCUAUUGCCCAUUUGCUGGAUGGGGAGGCUGAGGUAGGGGGAAGGCCAAGCCCUCAGCCUCGGAAGCCCAGCGGGAGGUAGCCUUGGAGCCUGGCCUCUCUGCACCUUCUGUGCUUCCUUAGAGCUAUUUGACUUCGGCCAGCCGAGGUCCGGGAGGACACAGCAGGAGGGCUGCUGCCGCCCCCUGAGCCCCGUGCUCACCUGGGAGGGAAAGGUGGGGGCCAGUGCGCUUCUGGCUGCCCUCCUCCCCCACUUCAAGUGGCCACUCGGGAGACCUCGGACCCCAGGCCAACGCCCAGAGCCAAGCCUCUGCUAAUCCCAUUAGCCACGAGGUGGGAGCUGCUCCCAUUCACUCUCUGCUUGGGGCUGGGCCGGAUUACACAUUCCUCAGCCCAGCACACCCUCCUCUUCCCGGGUUUUCUUUGUGGGGUGCAGGUGUUAAAUUUUCUCUUCUUACGCACCUCCCUCUCUUCCUUGGCUGUCGCCACCUCUUGCUAGCGUUAUCAGUCCCAUCUUUGUUUAUUUUUGUACCGGGAAGUUCUGAGAGGUUGAGCCACUUGCUUGGGGUCACCAGCUAGGAAGAGGCACACUACCAUUGGGCUCUGCAGAGGUGGAUGAGCGCUGCCAGGGCUUAUUAAAGCCCCUCCUCGGCCGAGGGAGGUUCCCUGGAGAGAGCUCAGAGCUGGAGGGGCCCUCGGAGAAAGAUCCCCGGGAGGAAUCCCAUCCAAGCUAGUAUUGACAGCCAUCUGCUGAGGAGGGUCUCCUGGAAGAGCUGGUCAAUUAUUGGUCAAGACGGAGGGAUUUGGCCUCUUCCUCUUUGGAUUUGGCCUCUUCCUCUGCAGAAGAGGAGGUGAACUCAAGAAUGAAUGGGGUUAGGGAUCAGGAAAGGGUGGUUUUAAAGUUUCCUAUUAAUUUGAGUCUUGCUACAUUGUGAGCAAAACAGUCACAGCCUGAUCCGGGAAAUGGACAUGUAACUGACAGGCACCUGGGGCUUGGCUCUGCUCUAGGGUUGGGAGGCCUGGACUCAGUGUCCUCACAGGCUGCAAUUAAAGAGCUAUUAGUAGGAUUUUGUACUUGGAUGUUUAUUCUCCCUGCCCUCACACCCUAGGCUGACCCUGGGAGGGUACAUGAAUAGAGGGUAGGACCCAGGGAUCUGGGUGGGGAGGCCCUGCACUCUGGCCUGGCCAGCGGUCAACAGGGGGCCUUCUCCAGGGUCUGAUCAGAUCCAUCUCUGGAAUCCAGUUUGUCAGCAUACUGGGAUUGAUUUAGAAAGAUUUAUCAGUGAGGACCGCUGGCAAAGUGAUAGAUAAGAACAAUUUACAAGGGGCUUCCUUCUCUGGUCAGAGGUGACAAGGGAGGCCCUGGGAGAGUUCUGGAAUCUGGAAGGGCCUCUGGGGGGUGGGGGGGCUGUCUCUCGUGGUUCUUCAGCUCCUAACCCCAGCGCUUUCCUUCUUUCCUCACUUGCUCAUUUACUCAGCAAAUAAUUUCCAAGUGCUUCCUGCGUGCCAGGCACUGCUCGCAUCCCAGGAAUGCGGCAGUGAACCCAACCAACAGAAAUCUCUGCCCUCAUUGGAGCUCACGUUCUUCUGGGGAGUCAGGGGCAGUGAACACACAAAUCUGAGAA